Malassezia japonica is the source of this 5304-nucleotide messenger RNA. RefSeq lists its product as uncharacterized. Lineage: Eukaryota; Fungi; Basidiomycota; Malasseziomycetes; Malasseziales; Malasseziaceae. The record is from RefSeq and is a predicted model, not a curated record. The transcript has a single exon. Bases 1 to 5304 code for a protein of 1767 amino acids.
AUGGCGCAUGGACUUCGAGACGCAGCGCACCGCGCGCUGCUGGACGAUGGUCGUCCCGAAGAGGCUAUCACGGUGAACCAGCGUGCGCUGAUAGACAAAAUCCUUGCACGCUACUCUGCCGAGUUCACCGUCUUUCGUGAGCUCCUGCAAAAUGCCGACGAUGCAGGCGCCACCGAGUGCGAGCUGCGGUUCGCGACGAGCGCCACCGUGCCCCAUGCACUGCUGCCUGCGCAUAUGCCUAGUGCCGAGAAGCGUGCGCCGGAUGUAACGGCGCCGCUCACACAGUGGACGUUCCGCAAUAACGGCAAGCCGUUCAGCAACGACGACUGGAACCGCCUGCGCCGCAUCGCCGAAGGCAAUCCCGACCCCGAGCGCAUCGGUGCGUUUGGUGUCGGCUUCUACUCGCUCUUUUCGAUCUGCGAGGAGCCGAUCGUCUCGUCCGGAAACGAGCUCAUGGGCUUCUUUUGGAAGGGCGACGCCCUCUUUACGCGGCGUGCGCAGUCGCCGCAGACGGACGUGUCGUCGACUGGCAUGCCGUGGACGACAUUCUUGAUGGCCCUGCGCGAGCCGACGCCAUUUCCCGAGUCUCCGCUCGCACUGUGCCAGUUCCUCGCGACGUCGCUCACCUUUACGACCGGUGUGCGCCGCAUCGCACUCUACCUUGACGACCAGCUGCUGUGCCGCCUGUCUAAGGAGGUAGACUCGCCCCAGGCCGUGAGCCCCUCGCGCCACCUCAACGGCACGUCGCCGGGGCGCAUGCUGCGCGUGCAGACGAUGCAGUCGACGGCACUACACGUCCAGCUGCACGUUGCCCGCCUCGUCCUGCUCGAGGCGGCUGCCGAGGCGGAGAAAGAGCGGCCGAGCCUCAAAAAGUCGCUCGUCUCAGCCUUUUCCAAGUCGGCCGGUGCAGGCCUCACAUCGAUGCUCGCCAGCGCGCUCGGAAACUUUUCAGCCAAGCCAAGCGCGACGCCGUCCGAAACGGCCAUGGACGUCGACGGGCUGCUCGAACUCGUGCCAGCGCAGCUGCACCUCUCGCUCAUUUCUGCAUACGCGGGCGUGUCUGCCGACAGCGCGUUCCUGCGGGAAAUUGAGCGCAGCACCAAGAAACAGCUGCCAAAGACCACGCCGCUGCACAUGGUCUUUAUGGGCAAGGACGAACUCGAGGCAAGCAGCGUGCCCCCGCCGGAAUCGGCGUAUACCGAGAUCGACGAGCACGUUCGCCGCCUGUUCUUUGGACUCAUGCCGUCGCUCGACGCACAGGGCCGUGUCUUUAUUGGGUUCCGGACACACCAAACGACGUCGUUCAGUGGACAUAUGGCCGCGCGCUUUAUUCCGACCGUCGAGCGCGAGUCGCUCGACUUUGUCGACCGCUACUGUGCGCGCUGGAAUAUGGAGCUGCUCGGUAUCGGUGGAUACAUUGCGCGUGUAGCGUACGAGGCCGAGAUGCAGCGUAUCGGAGCACGGUGGGUCGCCCAAGUCGACCGCGCGAGUGGCGAAGAAAAGGCCAGAAGCCGCGAACACCUGCUUGCCUGUGCGCUGCACGCGAUGCGCUUCUUUUCCUUCCACGCAUCUUCGCCGUCGAAGCGCGUAUCGGCUGCGCUGGAGGACGCCUUCUUUGCCUGCUGCAGCCGCCCGUGCAUCUCGUUGAUCUCGACGCAGGGUGUGCGUGCCUCGGAUGCAGUGCGCUUUCCCAGUGCGAUGCUCGCCGAGUUCGUCAAGGAGCUGCCCGUGCUCCCUGCCGAGCACCUCGAGAGCGCCGAGACAUUUGUGACGCAGCUGCGCGCGCGCAACAUGGUACAGGAUAUCACGCUGGACGAUGUCUUUGGCGAGCUCGGCAGCCGCGCACUGAGCGUCGACGAAAUGGUCGCGUGCCUGCGGUGGUGGCUGAUGGUUGCCGAGCACCCUUCGUACGACGCGGCGCUGCGCAACAAGCUUGUGCGGGGCGCAAUGGUCAGCAUUCCCAACGGCGACAAUGAGCCACGGAUUCAGGCACUGUCGGACGUACAGACGGUGCUGCAGCCCCAAAAAGUGCCGGCGAGUGUGCCGCUUCCGCCAAGCUGCUUGGUGUACGAAGUGUCCCGCCAGCUGCGCACGCAGGACCUCAUAACCGUGUUUGGCUGGGACGAGUUAACGGUGGCUGCGUGGCUCGAUUACAUGGUCUCGCUCGACGCGUCGCCCGCGCCAGCGGUCGUCGCAGAGCACGGCCUGACGCAGUCGCCUGCAAAUGCCGAAAAGGUAUUUGGCACUCUGUCAUGGGCAUGGGGCAAUCUGCCGACCUACCAACGCGACCACAUUGUUAAGGUGCUCACGCCGCUGCGCUGUAUCCCCACGCGCCUCGGCAUGAAACGCCCGAACGAGGCAUACUUUUCAAGCGUGUCGCUCUUUGGCGAUCUCCCUGUCCUCGCCUUUCCCUCGCUCAUGGUCAAGGGAAACCUGGAAAAGCUCUUGCUGGCGCUGCAUGUGCGCAAGCACGUCGAAAUCCAGCUCAUCUUUGACCGCCUCAUCUCGGCAGGCGACUGGUCGCACGUCGACCUCGUCAGCUACCUCGCCAAGCACCGCGACAUGCUCAGCGUAAACGAGAUGGAGCGCCUGACCAGCACGGCCAUUUUCCCAGUGGAAGGCGACCAGACCGGCAAACGCUUGCGGGCCGCCGACGUCUACGAGCCGCUGGAUGAGCUGCGGGCACUGCGCCUGCCGGUGCUUGACUGGCAGGGCAAGUCGUGGCGCAGCAGCUCGGACGAGGCGCGCCUCAUCACGACACUUGGCCUGCGCCGUCAUCCUCCGCUCUCGGAGCUGCUGCGCCUCGCCUCGAGUGCGAACGAGGAUACGCAGCUGCGCCCAAUCGCACUGCAGUACCUCUUGAGCAAGUUUACGAGCGUAUACAGCGCGACGUACUCGCUGCGCACUGCUGAUGCGUUUGCGUUUGUGCCGACCACCGCCGGCACGCUCCUCCCCCCGUCGCAAGUGUACACCGAUGCGGCGGCAGCGACCAUGGGCUUCGCCGUGGCGGUUCUUCCGCCGCUCGACGCAGUCAAGCUCCAGCUGCGUGCGCAUCCCGCGAGCGAGAUGCUGACCCAGAGGCUGAUGGCCUCGCCGCCCGAGGACGAGGACACGGCCCGCCGCAUCUUUGUGUUCCUUUCGUCGUGUCGCGACCUGGCGACGAGCGAUAUCCGCAAGCUACGCAGUGCGCGCAUCAUUCCGGUGCGCCGCGGAAGCGCGUACGUGCACAUGGCGCCGCGCGACUGCUACUUCCUACCCGAAUCCUCGCAGAGCAUUGCACCCGAGUACCGCGAGGUGUUUGACUAUAUCGACUUUGGCCCGAGCGCCGCCACGUUCCUGCGUGCGUGCGGCGUCUCGGACGAGCCAAGCGUGGAUGAAGUCGUGCAGAAACUCGUUGCGGAUGCGCCCCGCUUCUACAAGCUCUGUGGAAGCACCGAGGCCUACCUCGGCGUCCUGCGCCGCAUCUCCGAGAAGCUCCCGUCGCUCUCUUCGGAAACCUUGUAUACCGUGAAGCGUACGCCGAUCCUCCUGGGCCUCAAGAAGGUGCCUGGCGCCGGGGACGAUGACGACGCGACGCGGGAAUAUGCACUGCGGCGCCCGAGCGAGGUCGUGAUUGUGGACGACGCGCACGCACACAUGCUCUUUGGCGAGCAUCUGUACGCCGCGCCGCCGGACGACGCGCUCGAGACGCAGCUGUACGCGCCGCUCGGUGCGCCGUAUCUCAGCUCGCUCAUCGACGAGUCGUACGCCGUCUCGAACGACGUGCGGCGCGACACGCCGCGUGCCAAGGCGGUGCACGCGACGAUCCUCGAGCGCACGCCGCUCUUUCUCUUCGAGAAGCGCGCGAGCGGCCGCAAAGAGAUCCAGCGCGAGUUUGAGUGGCUCAAGGAUGCGCUGGUCGUCGUCGACGUCGGCGGCCAGGGCGUGCAGCUUACGCGCACGCUGCGCCACGGCCAGACCAGUGCAAAGGACGUACAGCAGUGCUCGGCGAUGGCCGUGAUGCAGCGCAAGGCGCUCGUCCUGCACCUUGCAGCCGGACUCGACGUGGACUGGUUCGAGGUGGCGCUUGCGCUGACCAAGUUCCUUCUCACGAAGCAGCAACUGCAGGAAGUGCUCUUGCUCAUGACGGUGCUCUCGACACCGCUGCGCAGUCUUAAGCGCAAGGGAUUCAACGUGGACAAGAUGCUGGCGCAGCAGCGCCCGGCGCCGUCGGCCCCGGUCAAGGAAGAGGCGCUGGAUGUCAAGGCGUGCGUCGCCGAGCUCUUGCAAAUGUUUCCGGCUGCGGAUCCGGCGUACCUGACAAAGCUCGUGCAGUCCUUCCCGUCGGAGCACAUGGAACGUGCAAGCGAGGUCCUUCUGGAGAACAAGUACCCCCGGAGGCACGUCGAGCCCGAGAAACCCCGCCUCCCGCCCCACGAUGCGUUCGAUGCGUUCGAGGAUGCCAUGGGCGCGCCGCCCGAGAAAGGUCUCGUGCCCCGUGCUCCUGAGCCGGCGCCCGCUCCGCCUGUGCCUGAAAACGGCCUCGGCAUGGUGCCUACGCGCCCCGGCGGCCCGAUGCCCCCCCUGGAUGUUGGUGCACUCCAAGGCGCAAACGGCGGCCUCUUCCAGCACUGGAAGAACAAGUUUACCGGCAACAAGCUCUCGUCGCUUGCGAACGGCUCAUCUUCGAUCCAGCGCGCGCCCCAAGGGCCGCUGACGCAGCCGCCACGCGACGACCAGCCGAUUGCGCCCGCAUCCAACAUCCGGCAGCACGUCCAGCAAGCGAUCCAAGCCUCGCGUCCGGACGGCUCGCGCGUGAUCCAGUCUCAGGCGGAGACGCGCGAGGUGCGCCAGGCUGCAUCGUCGUACUGCGACGUGUCUGGCAUCACGACCGACCUGCGCCUCGCCGGGCAGGUCGCGGGAAUGAAUGUCUAUGCAAGCGUCGAGCUGGAUCCUGCCAAGAUGCUCGAGCACAAUGCCGGCGCUUUGGAGCGGCUCAUCCACCACGUCUACGGCCCGAUCGGCGCCAUCUUCCAGGUCGAUCCCCGUGCGCUCAACGUCUUUUGCGAUACAAAAGGGCCGAGCAUUGCGUUCAACCGUGGCGGCAGUCUCUUUUUAAAUCUGCGCUACUAUCUCGCAUGGCACGACGAGGACGUGCGUGCGGGCCGCCUCGCGACACCGCUCAUUUCGGUCUACUUCUCGGUCGCCCACGAACUCGCGCACAACCUCGUCGCCGAUCACAACUCCGAGCACGAGUUCUACUUUUCCAGCAUUGCGGAGGAGCACUUUUUGGGCCUUGCGAAAUAUAUUGCCCAAUUAGGCUGA